CAGAAAAGCAGUCCUGCAAUCUCAACCAGUCUGCGCUUCCCUGCAGGAUUAUUUCAAGUCAGGCAAGCAAGGCUGUGGCUGGGGCGAGCGGGGCGAGGAGGCGGCGCCGAGGACAGGAGCGCCACUAGACCGAAGAAGCUCGCUCUGGGGGAGGACGUCCAGAAAGAGGCCCCAGGAGGCCUGGGGAGGGUGCUGCUUCAGUGGAUCCCUCCUAGGACUUGGAGAGUAAACGGCGAGAAGUGUGUGUGUGUGUGUGUCUGUGUGUGUGCGCGCGCGCACACCUGUUUGUGUAAUUCAUCCUCCACCGCAGGGGAGCCCGGAGUACUGUUACACACUGGCGCCUAUACAUGUUUCAUCUGUUGCUCUGAGAACAACACCCCCUAUUCCCUACCCCCCACCUCUUUGUUAUGUGAUAUAAGCCCUCCUGGGACUUGCCUCCACCGUACCUCCUGCCAGGGAGAGCCAGGCCUCCGUUCGUCUCCGCGCCGCGUUACCGGAACGCUCGCGCCAGGAAGAACCGAGGACCCGCUGCGUGGCAGCACGUGGAGAGCGCGUCAUGGGAACGAGAGGCAUCGUCGCCUCGAGGGAGAGAACUAGAUAGAGCCGAGCGCCUUCGUACGGGAGAAUCUUUCGUGGAUUGACGCUCGUACGCCCGGUUUCCUCCAUCUGCUCUUCGCCGGUGGCCUGCCGAUCGCUUCUCGCUCCCUCUGUUGAGCGGAAGGAAGUUGUGCGUCCAAGAGCGCCGCGCCAUGACCGAAACGCUCCGGCUCCCGUCGUUCCAGGUGCAGGUCCCGGGGGACUGUGGCGGGCUAAGCCCGGGGGCUGCGGACGGGUCUCUCUUCGGGGCCGAUCUGGCCCGGUCCAGCUCCUCCACUCCCACGCUGCGACGCCGCCGCUUCAAGAUGCGUCGCACGAAGAACGUGCUGAGCGAGACGGAGGUGUCGGGAGAUGGGCCGGUGCGCCGCGCCCGCUCCGGGUCCAAGGAGUACCUGCAACUUCCCUCCAUUGAGAUUACGCCCUCGAGCGAUGAAGACGCACCCUGGUCCAACUGCUCCACGCCCAGCGCCUCGCCACGUCGUAAACGCUUCCUGCUCAAGAAAUGGCUGAAGGUGCGUGAGAGGAAGGAGCACGGCAGCGAGAGCAGCAGCCAGCAGAGCAGUCAACAGAGCAGCCAUGACGACGACUCGGCUCGCUUCCUGACUCCAUUCAUUCGCGAGGAAAGAUCUGAAAGCGGAGUGGACAAGUUCAGCACUGCCAGUAACUCGAACCGGAGCACCCCCGCUUGCUCGCCCAUCCUCCGCAAACGCUCGCGCUCGCCGACGCCCCAGAGCCUGGAGGGCGAGAACAUGGUGGAGAAGGGCUCGGACCACUCCUCCGACAAGUCCCCGUCAACGCCCGAGCAAGUCGUCCAGCGCAGUUACUCCGUGCAGUCCUCGCGUGGCGGCGGAAAGAACUCCAAGAAAAGCCAGAGCUGGUACAAUCAUGAAAGACAGCACCUCCUGAGAGUGUUGAGUCCCACAUACAAGCAGCGCAAUGAGGACUUCAGGAAGCUCUUCAAGCAGCUGCCGGACACGGAGCGGCUCAUCGUCGAUUACUCCUGCGCUCUGCAAAGGGACAUCCUCCUGCAGGGCCGCCUCUACCUCUCGGAGAACUGGAUCUGUUUCUAUAGCAACAUCUUCCGCUGGGAAACGCUGCUGACGGUACGACUGAAGGACAUCUGCUCCAUGACGAAGGAGAAGACUGCACGUCUCAUCCCCAACGCUAUCCAAGUUUGCACUGACACUGAAAAGCACUUUUUCACCUCGUUCGGCGCCCGGGACAGAACAUACAUGAUGAUGUUCAGGCUGUGGCAGAACGCCCUGUUGGACAAGCCCCUGUGCCCCAAAGAGCUGUGGCACUUCGUCCACCAGUGCUAUGGGAACGAGUUAGGUCUGACCAGCGACGACGAGGACUACGUGCCGCCCGAUGACGAUUUUAACACCAUGGGGUACUGUGAGGAGAUCCCAGUCGAAGAGAACGAAGUCAACGACAACUCCUCCAAGAGCAGCGCGGAGGCCAAGCCUGACGUGAGCCCACAGCUGCCCAAGAAGUCCUUGACCAACAGCACCAUCACCUCCACUGGCAGCAGCGAGACACCCAUCUCUUCCUCACCCCCGCAGUUUGACCUCCUUUCGGAAGAGUACGCGGACUGCCUCCCGGAUGGAGACCUGCUCUCCAUCCCGCUACCAGAUGACACAGCCAAUGAGCCCAGCGGCCCUGUACCCUCUCCCUCGUUAGACUUCAACGACAAUGAGGACAUUCCCACGGAGCUGAGCGACUCCUCAGAGACGCACGACGAAGCUGGAGAAGUGCAGGCCUUCCAUGAUGACCUGAACGGGCGACAGUACAUCAAUGAGGUGUACAAGUUCAGCGUGGACAAAUUGUACGACAUCCUGUUCACCGAGUCGCAGUUCAUGAGCGACUUCAUGGAGCAGAGGCGGUUUUCCGACGUGGUGUAUCAACCCUGGAAGAAAGAGGAGUCGGGAAACCAGACGAGGGAAAUCAUGUACACCAUCUCCCUGUCGAAUCCACUGGUCCCCAAGACUGCCGCAGUCACCGAGACACAGACGUUGUACAAGGCCAGCCAGGAGAGCGUGUGCUACAUCAUUGACUCAGAGGUGAUCACGCACGACGUCCCCUACCACGACUACUUCUACACGCUGAACCGCUACAUGUUGACGCGCGUCGCCAAGAACAAGUGCCGGUUGAGGGUGUCCACAGAGCUUCGCUACCGGAAGCAGCCCUGGGGACUCGUCAAAGGUUUCAUCGAGAAGAACUUCUGGAGCGGCCUGGACGAGAACUUCCGCCAUCUGGAGCUGGAGCUGUCCAAGGUGGAGGAGGCUGUAACGGAGCCGCGGCGGCAGUCCCCCAAGGCCAAGGCAGUGAAAACGUCAUCAAGCCGACGAAGAAAGCGGCCCCUCGCUCACCUCCGCACCCAGCACCUGGACGAUACGCUCAGCCCCGUGACCACUCCCUCCGACAAGGAGGUCAUCCACCGAAUCAAACACGUGGCAGGCUCCACUCAGACGAGACACAUCCCCGAGCAUGUGCCCAGUGGCCUGGCGCUCUACAGCGUCUCCAAGCUCCUGCUCUUCAUCAGCUUUGUGAUCUGUUUAAGUUUGGUCUUACUGGUGUUCCUCAACAUGAUGCUGUUCUACAAGCUGUGGAUGCUGGAGUACACCACGCAGAACCUGAACACCUGGCAGGGCCUACGGCUCCACGAGAGCAAACUGCCGCAGACGCAGACAGAGUGGACGCAGCUACUGGAGUCGCAGCAGCGUCACCACGACGCCGAGCUGCAGAAGUGGCGGGAGAUCAUCAGGUCCUCCGUCCUGUUGCUGGACCAGAUGAAGGACUCUUUGUUAAGCCUCCAGAAGGGCAUCGGCUUGAGAGACUACAGCUCAGAAGCGGAAGACAAACGGAGUCGCUACCACUGACACGCAGUUGGCAGGCCGAGAGGGAUCCGUGUGCAAUAAAUAACAUAAAUAUAUACGUGUGCAAGUCUGUGAGAGUAUCUGUACCGGACCGAAGCGACGGAGGAAGCGACCGCCGCUCUGCCACCACCCAUCGAGACAAGGUGCCCCCCUGCGGCCAGCUGCUCACAGGACAUUUCCUGGCUGCCAACAGGAAGCGGAAGCGGGGCAUUGCCAGCACCGAGGCAUGAUGGGAAGGCGGCGGCAUCAUUCAGCUCGGUCUACCCUUUUUAAUUCAUUUUGUUCUUCUUUUCCUUUCCAGAAUGUUCUGCUGUAACCGUGUACGAGGGGG
Molecule: messenger RNA, 3804 nt
Organism: Scleropages formosus (Asian bonytongue)
Lineage: Eukaryota; Metazoa; Chordata; Actinopteri; Osteoglossiformes; Osteoglossidae
Gene: gramd1bb
Product: GRAM domain containing 1Bb
Exons: 24
Coding region: 750-3476 (908 amino acids)
Biological process (GO): intracellular sterol transport
Cellular component (GO): endoplasmic reticulum membrane; plasma membrane; endoplasmic reticulum-plasma membrane contact site
Molecular function (GO): cholesterol binding; cholesterol transfer activity
Source: RefSeq, a predicted model, not a curated record